Molecule: messenger RNA, 2319 nt
Organism: Naegleria gruberi
Lineage: Eukaryota; Heterolobosea; Eutetramitea; Acrasida; Naegleriidae
Exons: 1
Coding region: 1-2319 (772 amino acids)
Biological process (GO): protein ubiquitination; ubiquitin-dependent protein catabolic process
Cellular component (GO): cullin-RING ubiquitin ligase complex
Molecular function (GO): ubiquitin protein ligase binding
Source: RefSeq, a predicted model, not a curated record
AUGACUACAACAAUACCAUCAACAAGUGGAUUUACUAAAAACAAUACAACAGCAUCAACAGGAGGAGGUUUAACAAAUCCAUCACCUUCAGUUACACCAACAAAGAAAAAGAUAACUUGUCUUAAAAUCAAACCUCUGUCUUUAAAACCGACAGUAUCUAACUUUGAAGAAGAAACAUGGAACAAGUUAAAUAACGCUGUUGUUGCCAUUCAAAAAAAGGAGAAAAUUUGUACUGGACAAGAAGAACUUUAUCAACUUUGUUCCGAUUUGGCAAGACAUAAAAAAUCAGAAAGUACCUAUUCCAAAUUGAAAUUACUUUGUUCUAAACAUAUUGAAAAUGUAAUUUAUGAUUUAGGACAUAAAGCAACAACAGAUCACACAACAUUUUUAAAUAUUGUAGUUAAAAGUUGGGAAGAAUUCACUGAUCAAAUUAAUAUGAUAAGAUCUAUUUUCUUAUAUUUAGAUAGGUCUUAUGUAAUGACAAUACCAGAUAAAUCUAUUUGGGAUAUGAAUUUACAAAUAUUUAAACAAAAUUUAAAGAUUAAUGAACAUUUACUUAAAAAAAUAAUAUCUGGGAUUUUAAUUUUAAUUAAACAUGAAAGAAGUGGAGAAAGUAUUGAUAAAUCAGUUGUUCAACGUUUAAUUAGAAUGUUAACAUCUUUACAUUUAUAUGAAGAUGAAUUUGAAAAAUCAUUUUUAGAAGAAACUAGAUCAUUUUAUUCUAAUGAUGGUUUAAAUAAUAUUGAUAAAUUAAAUGUACCAGAAUAUUUACAAUAUGUUGAAUCUAGAUUAAGACAAGAAGUUGAUAGAGUUACAAAUUAUUUAAGUAAAUUAACAAAGAAACCUCUUAUACAAAUAGUAGAAAAUGAAUUGAUAAAGAAACAUGUUAAAACAAUUUUAGAUAAAGGAUUUGAAGAAUUAAUGGAUCUUAAUCGUAUUAUGGAUCUUAAUAGAAUGUAUGGAUUAUUUAAAUUAGUCAAUGAACUUGAUGCAAUUAAAGAAGCAUUUACAGUCUAUUUAAAGAUUAGAGGUAAAAGAAUUGUUGAUGAUGAUCAAAAUGAUAAAAAUAUGGUUCAAGAUACUCUUCAAUUUAAGAGUAAAAUUGAUCAAUUACAUGAACAAUCUUUCCAUAAGAAUGAAGAAUUUAAACAUGCUAUAAGAAAAGCCUUUGAAUAUUUCUUAAAUAUUGUUCCUAACAAACCAAGUGAACUUAUUGCAAAAUAUAUUGAUGGAAAAUUAAAGAAUAGUAAGGGUUUAACAGAUGAUGAAUUAGAAAGAUGUAUGGAUAAUGCUCUAACAAUUUUCAAAUAUAUUAAUGGUAAAGAUAUAUUUGAAGCAUUUUAUAAGAAGGAUUUGGGUAAAAGAUUAUUAUUUGGAAAGACUUCAUCAUAUGAUGCAGAAAAGACAAUGAUUUCUAAAUUGAGAGCAGAAUGUGGUACACAAUUCUCAAACAAAUUAGAAGGAAUGUUUAAAGAUAUUGAUAUUUCAGCGGAAUUAAUGAAAGGAUAUGAAACUAGUGCAGAAUUUAAGAAAUUUAUCAAUGAAGUAGGUGAAGAAAAGGAUAGAGCACUUCAAAUUGCAUCCUCCCUCGGUGUUAAAGUAUUAACAUUGAGUUAUUGGCCAAAUUAUACACCUGAUACUUUAAAUUUACCAAUGGAACUUUCAUUAUUACAAGAUUCAUUUAGAGAUUUUUAUACACACAAAUAUUCUGGACGUAUUUUGAAAUGGGUUUCAAACUUGGGACAAUGUUCAAUGAAAGCCUUAUUCCCAUGUGGUAAAAAGGAAUUGAUAAUAUCAUUCUAUCAAGCAGUUGUAUUAUUACAAUUCAAUUCUAAAGAAAAGAUUUCUGUACGAGAACUUAAACAAUCAACAGGAAUUCAAGAUGAAAAACAAUUAAUUUUAACUUUACAAUCAUUAGCAUUCCAUAAGGAAAAAAUUCUUAAGAAAGAAACUAAAGGAACUCAAGUUGAAGAGAAUGAUAUUUUCUUUGUUAAUGAAGAUUAUUCACAAUCAAAAACAAAGAUUAAAAUUGAUUCAUUCCAAUUGAAAGAAACAAAGAAAGAAAGAGAAGAAACAACUGAAAAAGUUUUAUUGGAUCGUUCCUAUGUUAUUGAUGCAGCAAUUGUUAGAAUUAUGAAAACAAGAAAACAAUUAACACAUCAACAAUUAUUAACUGAAGUUUUAUCUCAAGUUCGUUUUUCAAUUCAAGGUCAAGAUGUAAAGAAGAGAAUUGAAAGUUUAAUUGACAGAGAAUAUUUAGAAAGAGAUAAUAAUUCACAAGCAGGUAGUGCAAAUUGUAUUUACCAUUACGUUGCUUAA